GCCUGUCAGUGGCUCUGCAGGACUCCCUGAGCUGCUGCUGCCACACAGGCGCUGGCAACCUGAGUGGGUGAAUGCUUGUGCUGGCCCAGCCUGGGGGUCCCUCUGCAUGGGUCUCUGUGGGUCACGCUGUAGCACUCCUGGACACAGCCAGUGACUGCUUGUUGAAGAUCAUGGAGAGACCUUUUAGGGGUGGACCACAGAAUAGGGCACACCAGUGUGGUUUUCCUUUAUUUCUCAUUUCUGGUUUUGGCAAGAAGGAAGUUGGACUAAAUAAAUGUGGGAGGUUGCUUAGAUCUGUAGUGUUGUGCUGCAGUGACCUGUGCUGGGUAAUGCUCAGUCAGCAGGUCUGGCAAUGGGCUGGUCAGGUAAAAGCCUUGAGAGAUCCUGUUCCAUCAGGUUCUAAGUAAUUGUUUUUGUCUUUAGGGAUCCAUCCCAGAAUGACUGUGGGGUCAAUACAAAAGAUGAAGGUUUUAGUCUUUCUGCUGAGGUUAGGGGACACUUGAGUAAGCAUCCACCUGUAUUCUACUUCAGUAUGAAGGGCUCAGACUUAUUAAACUUCUAAAUAGGUUGCAGAGUCCCCUGUCAUCUGCUCUAAGUCACAAUUACAGAAUUAAGUUGCAGGCAAGAGUUAGUGUGUUCCAGUGGGGAGGGGUAUUUUUUGGCUGUUUUUUUCUUUUUACACCAGUAUUUCUUGGGUUUUUUUGGUUUGAUAAUGGCGUGUAGAACAGGAUUUCAUUGUGCAACUGUUUGUUAUCUCUUCCUGCUUCCCUUCUUGGUGCUGUGGCCAAAAGUGAGGUUUUGUACAGAAGCCUUGAAGGUGUUUAUGUUCUGUUUCAGCCAGGGCUGAUGCAUAUGUUAAUAUUCCCUGUUAAUAUUUGUGGGAAAACAAUGCCAUGUCUUAGGCUAAGAACAUUGGAAUCAUUUAGGUUGGAAAAGAUUCUUAAGGCGAUUGAGUCCAACAUGUCAUGGUUUGACAUUGCUCCCCGAGCCCUUGCUGCAGCUUGGAUUUACCCAUAGUCUGAAGUGCCUUAGGGCUGCACGUGCUUCAAGUGGAGCCAUAUCUGUGAGCCACAGUCUCCUCAGGGCUAUACCUGCUGCGGCAUAGAUUCACUCAGGCACAGCCCUUUGAGGUGCACCAACUCCAGUGUGGCCUCCAUGAGUCGUAAUACCUCCAGAGGUGAACCUGCUGUGGCACAGUCACAACCGCAGCCACAGACACUUUGAGAGGUACCUGCUCCCAUGUCAUCUACAGGUCACAGUCCCUUCAGCUCAAGCUCACUCCGUAGUUCCAGCCUGUCCAGUGCAGCAGCACAGAACCGAUGCCCUGCCCACCUGCCAGCCCAGGCUCAUCACUGUGGCUGUUAUCAAAACAUUCCCAGGCACAGCAGGAAGGUGAUAAGAAUGGUGUUCAUUGUGUCUGGUUUUCAUCAAGUGAUAACUGGCAAACAGAAUGCUGUGCCAGCUAACAGUAGCAAUUCUGGGAUAUAUGGAAAUGGGUGGUGUGUGGGCCUGGGCAGAGAGGGCAGGUUGUUUCUGGAGGUUCUGUUAGUAUUUCCUCCUACCUGAGCUGGGAACAUACAAGUCUGUGUUCAGCCUGGAAACACGCUAUAUUUUGUAUUUUGAAUAGUUGGGUUUUUUUAACAAUUCACAUGAAGCUCUGGGGUGUAUUUUAUAUAGUCAUUCUGUUUUCUGGCAUUCACAGAAAUAAGACUGAAAGUGCUUCUCAUGUAAAUCAAAAAAAUGUGCUCAGGGCAAACUUUGAGCAAAUGUUGACUUCCUUUGGCCACAACAGCCAUGCAUUCAAUAUUACUUGAGCAUAAGCAAGGAAGUGGAGCUAUUACUUUCCCUGUGGUGUCUGUCUGUACAGUAGAGCUUUUGUGUCACCUGUGGUCUGUGCCACAGGUCUUGGGGGACUGUUCUGCUGGGCUCUCAUCUUCUGUAAAAGAUAGGUCUUCUAUACACAGGAGUAUACUAGGUUGUUGGUAUUUUCUUGCAACAACUGAACUUUCAAAGCUAUGAUUAAAAAAAAGGGGUCGAUAUUUUUCUUGCAGAUGAUUUUUAAAUCUUGCAGAUUUAAAAAAAUCCCUGCUACUUUAAAUUCAGUUUUGUUCCAGAGCUGGGCGCAUGGUGCAUGUAAUCUACUAACCACGAGACAUGCUGUUCUUCAAGGGAUUUAAAAAAAUUGAACUAAUCCCCUACCCUAGGGAAAUACCUUAAAAAUCUUCAUCUCCUCAAACUAGACAGCAGAGGGGCUGAAAAGGGAGCUCUAGUGAAUGAGUUGCAAUAUCCAGUGACAUCCUCAUUAAAACCACCUGGUAUUCUGACAAAAUGAGUGGUAAGAGACCCUCCAGUGUGACUUCCUUCACAUUCACUGUAAUAGGAGCUGCAGCAGUUUAAGCACUCAAAGCCAAGUGGCUUUUUGCCUCUAUGAAAGACAGGUUUAAUGAAAGAGACCAAUUUGUAAAACACAGUGCUUGGAGCGCUGGUCUAACUGCUUCUGUGCUUUCAUGUGCUCCAUUCAAAGCUGCUUAAAACCAGCUCACUUUUCAUAUAUCUAUGAAGAUGGGAUUUUAGGAACCAAACUCUGUAUACUCAGUGAUCUCUUUCUUGGUUUAAUUCUUUUUCCCUUCAUUCAGAACUUCCUCAGAGUUGUGAUGCAGGGUUUAAACUGAGCCUGCAGCAGUGUUAGGCUGGCACAGGUCUUAAAGGAUUGAUACGUUUGUUCAAUCUGUCUUGUGUUGCUUUUUAUGGUGGUUUUGUUUUGGUUUUGGUUUUCUUUUGUUCGCUUAUUUUGUUUUUUAAAGUUACUAUUUGGUCAGAUAAAUUCUUGAGAGGUUCUUCAGGUCACCAGUCAGCCAGACUGGAGAAAAAAAAUUGUUGGUCCUUCAUUGUAUUUGGAUCACUCUUGAUUUCCUUGCUUUUCCUCUGUCUUAGAAUUAUUUUCUUUUACAGUCAGUGCCCUUUUAUAUGAUACCAGGAUAGAUUUUGCUGGGUUUGAUUACAGGAAGGAAUGUAGGCCAUAAAUAGAUGGUAUAUGUACUGCUAACACCAGGUAUACUGAAAUAGCUCAUCUCAAAAGACAGGGGAAGCCUAGCCAGCUGGCCAAGUGCCAGGAGGUUGCAGGGUUGACAGUUAAGCAUCAGUCCUGAAAGGGAGAUUAAUGGUAGGCUGUGCUCUAAAAAAGAGCAUGUUGAGCCACAGGAGAAAUUCUGCAGGAGCAAAUUAAGGAAGAGCUGUGUGCUGAUGCCUCAAUGCAGUUUUACCUUUCUCUUGGCUCCUCUGUCCUGACAGGGUUCUGGCAUUCCCAUGUGGUUUGUCUCUGUGAUCCAUGUGGACUGGCUAGCUGCCUUCUGUGCUUUGAUGGAAUGUUCAGGAGGGGCUUGUCUACACAAGUUUUUUGAAGGAAAUCCUUCUUCUUAGUCAGCCUUUUCUGCACAGCCAGUUAACUGCAAGGCCCCUGAUAAUUUUUGCAGAAGAUGGUAGUAGUUCUGUGUUUCUUCUUUUGCAGGAGCACAGUUGUCCAUACCUGCCACUCUGGAGGCUAUAGCCAAUCAGUUGCUUUGUUGAACACACCAUGGGAAAGAAACGGAGGGGCAACGUAGUUUUUACAGCAAGGCUUCAACACCAAGUGACAUUUCCAAGGUACAGUGACAAGCUCACAGGCUGAAGAAUGAAUCAAAGGCAAUCCCUACAGUUAGCUUUUGGACUUCUACCAGAAUUAAGGAGAACUACGCUCUUAAGUGUCCAUAAUGUGCAGGAUUGCACAUUCAUACAGAAUUACUUCAUUUAAACUUCAGGACAUCUUGUUAAAUGGGGAAGUGAUUACCCUAUAGACUAUGACAACAGGAUAUGUGAAUGAAGGAAGUCUUGGAAAAUACCGCUGUUCCAGGUGGCAUCAUGAGGACAGCAGAGAAGAUGAUGGGCACCUGGAGUGCCAUGAAGGAGAUGAAGAGGGCAGACAAAACAGGCUGACCCCCUUUGAGAAACUAAUGCAGGAUAUGUCUCAUAAUGAAAAAGUGGUGAAAGAAUUAACCCUGGGAAAGAGAAUUGCCUUCUAUCGAGUCAGAGGAGAAAUAGGAAAUGGGAAUUUCUCACAAGUGAAGCUUGGAAUACAUUCCCUGACCAAAGAGAAAGUUGCAAUUAAGAUUUUGGACAAGACAAAGCUAGACCGGAAGACUCAACGUUUGCUGUCUCGUGAGAUAUCCAGCAUGGAAAAGCUGCACCACCCAAAUAUAAUCAGGCUGUAUGAAGUGGUGGAGACGCUCUCAAAACUGCACCUGGUGAUGGAGUAUGCAGGAGGUGGGGAACUCUUCACUAAAAUCAGUACAGAAGGAAAGCUGCUAGAAACAGAGUGUAAAAUAAUCUUCUCCCAGAUUGUGUCUGCUGUGAAGCACAUGCAUGACAAUAAUAUCAUUCACCGGGACCUGAAAGCAGAAAACGUCUUCUACACCAGUAACACCUGUGUUAAGGUGGGAGACUUUGGAUUCAGCACAAUAAGUAAAAGAGAUGAAACUUUAAAAACUUUCUGUGGCUCUCCUCCUUAUGCCGCUCCUGAACUCUUCCGAGAUGAAAACUAUAUUGGCAUCUAUGUAGACAUCUGGGCACUGGGAAUCCUCUUAUACUUCAUGAUGACAGGUAGCAUGCCAUUCCGGGCAGAUACAGUAGGCAAACUGAAAAAGUGCAUUCUUGAAGGCACAUACACUUUGCCUCCCUGUCUCUCAGAAAAUUGCCAGAAACUGAUAAAAGGAGUCCUUCAGCCAGUACCAACCAAGCGAUACUCUGUCAAACUGAUUAUGAACAGUGAAUGGAUGCAAGGAAUACAGUUCCCCAAACCCUUACAGACAUUUAAACUGGAUCCAAAGUAUUUAUCAGAUGUCAGUACACUCAAAGAAGAAGAAAUUGAAGUGAAAAAUAUUCUGGAAGAUUUGGGAAUCACAGAACAGCACAUUCAAAACAACCGGGGAAGAGGCGCAUGCAGCUCCGUAACAGGGGUCUACAGAAUUGUGUUGCACAGAGUACAGAAGAAAAGGGCACUUGAAUCUGUUCCUAUCAUGUCCCAGCCAGAUCCAAAAGAAGACAACUCAAGGAAUGGAAUCAAUUCUUACAGUGGGAUUAAGCACACAUCCAAGCUGUGUUCUAUUUUAUAAAAUUGCACUGCAGGCUUUAUGCUCAGCACAUUUGACAAAGGGGAUUAUUCACUUAUCCUUAAGUUCUAGUGUUACAUUUUUUUUGUAAUUUUUGAAUAAACCAAAAAUGCCUCA
Molecule: messenger RNA, 5261 nt
Organism: Corvus hawaiiensis (hawaiian crow)
Lineage: Eukaryota; Metazoa; Chordata; Aves; Passeriformes; Corvidae
Gene: NIM1K
Product: NIM1 serine/threonine protein kinase
Exons: 5
Coding region: 3837-5147 (436 amino acids)
Biological process (GO): protein phosphorylation; microtubule cytoskeleton organization; intracellular signal transduction
Cellular component (GO): cytoplasm
Molecular function (GO): ATP binding; protein serine/threonine kinase activity; tau-protein kinase activity
Source: RefSeq, a predicted model, not a curated record